This is a messenger RNA of Chara braunii, 1868 nucleotides long. The record is from the annotation of a GenBank genome assembly. Lineage: Eukaryota; Viridiplantae; Streptophyta; Charophyceae; Charales; Characeae.
GGGUGGCACUUCCACCCAGCCUUACACGAAGGAGGAGGAGGAGAAGAUGGCCGCCAUCCUGCAGGAGAGAAAGGAGAAGGAGGAGGCCAAGAAGAAGGCCCUGCAGGAGGAGCAGGCAGCGAAAUUGAAGAAGAUAGAGGAGGAGAUGGCUAGAGAAAAAGAGAGGUUGAAGAAGGAAGAAGAGGAGAAGUUGAAGGAGGUGGAAGAGGAAGAAGAAGAUGAACCGCCACUGCAAAGGAGGAGAGGGCAGCACAGUGGCAACAAGGAUGAAGAGAUGGAGAAAUGGAUUUCGGAGUGGGUCGCCAACUUAUCCCUGGGCGAAGAAGAAGCGGUAACUAUGUACAUCCCCAAGGAUGAGCAAGAAGCCGCUAUGAAGAAAUGGGAAGCAGAAGAAGAUGUUCUGAAGCGGCAGGCGAUGAAAGAUGAAACGAGGAUGGUGUGGAAACUCGCAAUGAUGAGGGAGAAGAAAAGAAGAGUGGAGGCGGCGAGUGCAACAAUGCAGGAAUUGGCGGAGGUACGGACUUUAACUACUCAGUUGACCACCCAGGUAGACCUCCAACAAAAGGUACAGAUCAUCGCCCAAAGCGUCGAGCGUUUGGACAGAGUGCAAGAACAGCAAUAUGAGUUUAGCCGAAGCCAGGAUAUAGUUGUGCGUUCGAUGCGGAUGGGAUUCCGGGACUUUGCCCGCGAAUUGGUAGGCGCUGUGGGAGCCGAGGUGAAUCAUCCCCUCGAGAAGAAUGAGCGUUUUUGUGUUGGCGCCAUUGAAGGCGUCAAGGUGGCAGCUCCCAAGGAGGAAGAGCCGCGUCCUCGUAGGGAGCCGGUCAAAGUCAAAUUCCCUGAUUCCUACAGUGGGAAAAGGGAAGAAAACUUUGACAACUGGGAGGCCAACGUCAAGACCUAUGUGCAUCUGCAACAGGUCUCCCCCGAUCAGCACGUGUUAAUUGCCAUUCAUGCGCUUAGAGAUGAGGCCGCCAGUUUCGCAAGGUCCCUAGUCCGCGCUGCCAACUGCAACAAUGAUGYAGUGGCCUACUCAUCGUUCACCCCCCWCGUUGAUUUCAUGAAAUUGUUGCGCGAGCGUUUUGCUGAUGUCGCUCCMAUUGUCAAGGCCUCAGAUCAGCUCCAGACCAUCCACGCUCRUAAAUGGAAGAGKGUCAGGGCACUCAAGGGUACGAUGGAUGAAUUGGUGGCUGUCCCUGACCAUGGGGUCACGGAGGCCCAAUUGGUCGGCCUCUUCUAUCGGGCUAUGCCCGAAGCCUUUCGAGGGCAGUUCUUCGCGAAGAGCGAAGAUCCUGCCACCACUUAUGAUUCCCUUAGCCGUGAAGUGGUGGCUUUCGAGGCGAAGUCGGUGUCACUUUCUACCUUCUGGCACAAAGACCUCGACAAAGGAAAGCAAUGGAAAGGCCGCACUAUCUCAGGGCAAGUAAAGACCAAGGAUAGCCUUGUCCUUACCUUAGAUGAAGGUAGUGUGGACGAGAUCCCCUACGCGCAGAUUGAGUGGGGGUUAGAGGAGGAGGACAACGGUGUGAGCCAGGGGAGGACUUAUGCUGCUGUCACGGCUGGAGGGAGGCCGCAAGGAGGAGGACGAGGCCAGGGCCAAGGGGGCCAGGCCUCAGGGAGCCGGUUUCAGGGCGAUCAGGGGGUUGGCGGCAGGGGAGGAAACCGCCAAGCGGGAGGAAGGGGUCAAGGUCCCCCACAAAACCGUCCUAGGAAUAGGUCUCCCUAUAGGGCCAGUGUCUAGAUCGCUGUCCAGAGACUGCUUGUGUUAGAGUCUCUCUAGACACCUCCCUCACAGGCGUGGCUGAUGAAUUGAAGGAGAGGAUGCCCGCCUGGGCCAAGAUGAAGAAGGAGAAUAAAGGGCAGCUUAUAUU